Messenger RNA from Pomacea canaliculata, 2611 nucleotides. RefSeq lists its product as uncharacterized. NCBI's taxonomy places the organism in Eukaryota, Metazoa, Mollusca, Gastropoda, Architaenioglossa, Ampullariidae. The record is from RefSeq and is a predicted model, not a curated record. The transcript has 3 exons. The coding region runs from base 356 to 1567 and encodes 403 amino acids.
UAAGGGCUAUUGGAACUGUCGUCUGCUCGCGAGAACACUGGCUAAUAAGCGAGCACCGAGCUCUCACAAACUUCCAGAAAAGCAAGUUAAAGAGGUUUUGAAGUAGUUACACUGUGGGAAUGGUGUAGAAUUAAUUUUGUUAAGAAAAGGGGGAUUUUUUUUUACAGUUCUGAAAAUAUAUCUAGUCUUAUUUAGAAAACAGACUAGUCGGGACACAACAUCUCAGUUACUCAUUAACGAGCACGGAGGGUUCUUCAACUUGUUUGCCAGUCCGGAGGAAGUGAAUUAACUUCCCGAGUCCGGUCACAUUCUCCGAUAUCAAAAGUUACUCGACGACGACAGCGCCCUCUGGAGCAUGAUCAUGGCGCGGCCCCUGACCACCAUCUUGGCAUCCAUAGCAACGUCAUUUGUCUUAUUCAAGCUAACCAGUUGUGUAGUCGUCGGCGCACUUGCCGAAAAUGAAGCUGAUGUUGAAAGUGCAGACAAGCGGCGUCCAUUUGACGACAUCGCCAGCGGACUUGUCGGAAAGCGGAGACCAUUCGACGAACUUGCCAGUGGGUUAGUCGGGAAAAGGCGACCGUUUGACGACAUCGCCAGCGGACUUGUUGGAAAACGGCGACCAUUCGACGAACUUGCCAGUGGGUUAGUUGGGAAAAGGCGACCGUUUGAUGACAUUGCAAGUGGACUUGUUGGCAAACGGCGUCCAUUCGACGAACUUGCCAGCGGGUUAGUUGGCAAACGGCGACCGUUCGACGAACUUGCCAGCGGGUUAGUUGGCAAACGGCGACCAUUCGACGACAUCGCCAAUGGUCUUGUCGGUAAGCGACGUCCUUUCGACGAACUUGCCAGCGGGUUAGUUGGCAAACGACGACCGUUCGACGACAUUGCCAACGGCCUUGUUGGCAAGCGACGCCCUUUCGACGAACUUGCCAGCGGGCUGGUGGGCAAGCGAGGUCCAUUCGACGACAUCGCCAGCGGUCUUGUUGGAAAACGCCGUCCAUUUGACGAACUUGCCAGCGGAUUGGUCGGCAAGCGAGCUCCAUUCGACGACAUCGCCAGCGGCCUCGUUGGCAAGCGCCGUCCUUUCGACGAACUUGCCAGUGGACUGGUUGGAAAACGACGACCGUUCGACGAACUUGCCAGCGGACUGGUUGGAAAACGGCGACCGUUCGACGAACUUGCCAGCGGACUGAUCGGCAAGCGGGCAGGCUCCGGCUGGCGCAACAUGAAGUACUACCGCUACGCCAACAAGCGACCUUUCGACGAGCUAGCCAGCGGACUAGUCGGCAAGAGGUCACCGUUCGACGAGGUCGCUAGCGGGCUUGUGGGCAAACGCCGGGACUUCGACGAGUUGGCCAGCGGGCUCGUUGGCAAGAGGCCCUUCGACGAGCUGGCCAGCGGACUCGUCGGCAAGCGUGAGUUCGACGGCGACAUGAUCGAGAAAAGAUCGACGGACGAGGUAGACAAACGUCCCUUCGGGGAAGUAGCCAGCGGCCUGAUAGGCAAGAAAGACGAUGGUGACGCCGCCCCGACAGAAGAGGACAGCUCUGCCGAACGGACUUACUAGUUAGUCUCCGUUAACCGAACGUCUCGUUGGCCAUCGUAGUCAAACGAGACUUCAACAGUGGGAUCCUUUCCUGCUAGAUGUCGCGCUCAGUAAAAGAAACACAAAAAUGCUGCUACGAAUUGCAUAUCAGUACCUUGGAAUCGAGUGCAGGUGAAGUGUACAUCAAGGUGUACUUCAAAACACAGUUUAUUUUUUCUUCAAUUCGUCUAGUAUCUCUUGCAAACUCUGUUGUAUCCAGUAAACCUAAGGGUUUUUUUAUAUUUAGUAUUAACUAUAUAUUUGGGGAGUUGUUUAUAGAUAUUUUUGUUUACCAAAUGUUAAGGUAAAUGUAGCUAACAUUCGUAGCUGUAUUUCGGGGUGGACUGUGAUGGUUCUCGGACAGAAUAUGAAACCAUGAUUCACCUAGCUGCUGGAUGAAAGGUUUCUGUUAACACUGUGAUAAUAAAAUGUAUAGAAGGAAGGGGGUAGAUAUUCAAAUAUGUGAAACAAAGAAGUCCCUUGUAAAGUAUUUUUCUCACUUAGGGACCCCAGUUAAGGUUCAGCUGUCAAUACGUCACAGUCACGUGACAUGCAGCAACUGUUGAAACGUUAAUGUGUAUAUCGAUGAAUUUUACGAGGCUGACAUGUUUGGCACAUAUACCACUCAUAGUAAUAUUUCGUGUUAUUUUGGGAAGUUCGGUUCCCUACCUUUGAACUCCCUGGACAUAAAACUUGACAGACUUCACCUGAUACUUUUUGUUCCUUUCUUUUCUUUUUUUAUCUUUGGUUUCUUUAUUGUUCUUUUAUUUUUCAUUUUUCUUUCUAUUUUUUUCUUUCAUUUCAUUUUUCUUAUGUUUACUCUUUUUCUUUUGUGUUUAUUUUACUUCUCUUUUCUCGUUCUCUCUUUCCUUGCUUCAUUAUUUGAAAUUGUUUCUAAUGUAGUGAUACACAAACCUCAGGUAAAAGCAGGUUAGUCUGGACAUGUUAAAAAAGGCGUUUAACUGACUCUGCCACACCUUGCUCUUGGAAAGUGGAUGUUUCAAAUAAAACAAACUCUGAAACUAA